Messenger RNA from Morus notabilis, 4126 nucleotides. RefSeq names its product ATPase family AAA domain-containing protein At1g05910. The coding region runs from base 270 to 3962 and encodes 1230 amino acids. The record is from RefSeq and is a predicted model, not a curated record. NCBI's taxonomy places the organism in Eukaryota, Viridiplantae, Streptophyta, Magnoliopsida, Rosales, Moraceae. The transcript is spliced from 11 exons. Gene Ontology annotation, cellular component: nucleus. Gene Ontology annotation, molecular function: histone binding; ATP binding; chromatin binding. Gene Ontology annotation, biological process: positive regulation of transcription by RNA polymerase II.
UAAGAACCGUCAACAGUGUGUAUCGGUAAACGAACCAGCAAACGCCAGACCCCCAAAAAAAAAAAAAAAAAAAAAAAAAAAAAAAAAAACAAAGAAGACGACAGCCAGAGGCAGGGCUCCUUCCUUCCUGCAACGACUUGGGAAUUAUUUUUAUUUCAUUUACACCCUCACUCUCUCUCUCUAUAUCUCUCUCUCUCCGUCUGCAAAACCCUAGGAGUCAAAGAAAAUCAAUGCGCAUGGGGUCCGAUUAGGGUUUUUUGGGGCGAGAGAUGCAUCCGAAGCAGCAGAGAGCGUCGGAUGGCGGGGGAGACUCGACGAAUGUUCGGCCGCUGAGGAGCAGCGACAGAGUCCGGCGGAGGCCGAAGAUGUACGGAAGGGCCUCUUACUUCUACUACACAAGUCCCGCCAUGCGCAAGCGCAAGACCAUCAAGAAGAAGACCAGGAGCAGGACCGCCGCUUCUCGCAUCGCGCAGUUCCUCUCUCCCUCCAAUCGCCGCCCUCCCGCCACGGCCACCCCGACCACCACCAAAAACAACGCAGAUGUAAGUAACCUUCGACGCUCUACCAGAAAGCGAAAGGUUGUAACUCAUGAUGAUUAUACGGACAGUUCUGGUUAUGAGGAUGAAGACUUAAUGAGACCUUCAUAUCGAUCUUCGAGGAACCGGAUGGAUAACAAUGUGAGCAGGGUUGAAUUGUUAUCUCCCAAGAAUAAAAAGGUCGUGGAAAAUAAAUCAACACCUCGGCGCGAAGGGUUACGCCCUCGCCGUUCAAAGGGAGUUCCAAGGGAACAGUCAAAUAUGGAAUUGGAUGAUGGGCAAGGUACUUCAGAAGAGAAAAUUGGUGAAGAUGAGACUGAAAAUGGGAAUGAUAUCGAAGAGAUUGAUGCAGAUGAUGAUCAAAAUGAGGGUGAAGGUGUGGGCGAAGAUGAGGAUGAGGGUGAGGGUGAUGGAGAUGAUGAUGGAGAGGAAGAUGGUGAUGAUGAAGACGGAGAAGAAGAGGAGGAAGAAGAAGAAGAAGAACAAGAUGGAAGGAGGAGAUAUGAUCUCAGGAAUCGUGCAGAGGUACGUAGGAUGUCUAUGGAAGUAGGAAAGCCAAGACCUAGAUCCCCUCGAAGGGUAUUACAUCAAGGGAUGGGGACUAAAGUCAACACGGAUGUUAGGAAGAGCGGCUCACGAGUUCAUAAGCGCCAUCGUAUUGCGAGGGCUGACGAUUCUGAUGACUCCCUUCUUGUGGAUGAGUUGGAUCAGGGCCCUGCAAUUCCGUGGGGCCGUGGUGGGAGGUCCGGACCACCUUGGCUUUUUGGGGGACUUGACAUGCAUGGGACAACAACAUGGGGGCUGAAUGUUGCUGCAUCAGGUUGGGGUCAUCAGGGCGAUGCUUUAGCAAACUUGACUUCUGGGAUUCAAACUGCAGGGCCAAGCUCAAAGGGUGGGGCAGAUAUUCAACCUUUGCAGGUUGAUGAGAGUGUGAGUUUCGAUGACAUAGGUGGGCUUUCCGAAUAUAUUGAUGCUUUGAAAGAAAUGGUCUUCUUUCCCCUACUAUAUCCCGAUUUCUUUGCAAGUUAUCAUAUCACUCCACCGAGAGGGGUGUUGUUAUGCGGACCCCCUGGCACCGGUAAAACGUUGAUUGCCAGAGCAUUAGCCUGUGCAGCAUCAAAGGCUGGGCAAAAGGUAAGUUUUUACAUGCGUAAGGGUGCUGAUGUCUUGAGUAAAUGGGUGGGUGAAGCUGAGAGACAAUUGAAGCUGCUUUUCGAAGAAGCCCAGAGGAACCAACCUUCCAUUAUCUUCUUUGAUGAGAUAGAUGGGCUUGCACCUGUGAGAUCAAGCAAACAAGAACAAAUUCACAAUUCUAUUGUGUCUACUUUGCUUGCUUUGAUGGACGGUCUUGAUUCUCGUGGGCAAGUAGUUUUAAUUGGAGCAACCAACCGAAUUGAUGCCAUUGAUGGGGCCUUGCGUCGCCCUGGUCGCUUUGAUCGCGAGUUCAACUUUCCUCUGCCCGGUUGUGAGGCACGAGCUGAAAUAUUAGAUAUACAUACUCGAAAAUGGAAGCAUCCUCCUUCAAAGGAGUUGAAAUCGGAGCUUGCAGCUAGCUGUGUUGGAUAUUGUGGUGCUGAUUUGAAGGCUCUUUGCACUGAAGCUGCAAUCCGUGCUUUCCGUGAAAAGUAUCCUCAGGUUUACACGAGCGAUGACACAUUUCUAAUCGAUGUUGAUUCAGUAAGGGUUGAGAAGUAUCACUUUGUUGAAGCCAUGUCAACGAUUACUCCUGCUGCUCAUAGAGGCACUAUCGUGCAAUCUAGGCCAUUGUCUUUAGUAGUUCAGCCAUGUCUGCAAAGGCAUCUGCGUAAAGCAAUGGAUUUUAUAGCAGAUAUUUUUCCUCCCCUUUCAGUGUAUUCAGAAUUGACCAAGUUGUCUCUGCUUUCCUAUGGUUCAGCAAUUCCUCUAGUGUACAGGCCUCGCCUACUUUUGUGUGGCAGUGAGGGUUCUGGCCUGGAUCAUCUUGGGCCUGCAAUUUUGCACGAGCUAGAGAAGUUCCCUGUUCAUUCUCUAGGACUUUCAUCUCUGCUCUCCGAUCCUAGUGCAAAGACAGCUGAGGAAGCUUUGGUACAUAUAUUAGGUGAAGCAAGAAGAACAACGCCAUCUAUCCUUUAUUUGCCUCAGUUCCAUAUUUGGUGGGAGAAUGCACAUGAGCAGUUGAGGGCUGUUCUACUGACGUUGUUAGAAGAAUUGCCAUCUGACUUACCCAUAUUAUUACUUGGUACAGCCUCCGUGCCACUUGCUGAAGUUGAUUCAGACGCUGCUUCAAUAUUUUGCAACCGUUCUGUCUACCAGGUGGGUGAACUAACCACUGAAGACAGAACGUUGUUUUUCAAUCAUUUAAUUGAAGCUGCUUUGUCAGUCUUGUUGGAGGGAAUGACAAAGAAAUCCCAGGAAUCAGCAUCUGUUCCUGAACUUCCGAAGGCUCCAAAAGUAGCAAGUGGUCCAAAAAUCUCCGAGUUAAAAGCCAGGGUAGAAGCUGAGCAGCAUGCCCUUCGUCGAUUGCGGAUGUGCCUUAGAGAUGUUUGCAACCGUAUUUUAUAUGAUAAACGUUUUACUGUCUUCCACUAUCCUGUUUCGGAUGAAGAUGCCCCAAACUAUCGCACAAUCAUCCAGAACCCGAUGGACAUAGCUACACUUUUGCAGCGAGUUGAUUCUGGGCAGUAUAUUACAUCUUCAGCAUUCCUGCAAGAUUUCGAGCUCAUUGUAUCCAAUGCGAAGAUUUAUAACGGAGAUGACUACAAUGGUGCUAGGAUCGUUAGUAGGGCUUAUGAGCUGCGAGAUGCAGUACAUGGGAUGCUAUCACAGAUGGAUCCUGCUCUGGUUGCAUACUGCGAUAAGAUAGUGACCCAAGGUGGUCCUAUGCACAUGCCAGAAGAAUUAGGGGGAUCUACUUUCCCAUUGACCCCUGUCAUGCAGCUAGGAACGGUCACUAGAGUAAGUGCUCGACUUAGAAAUGUCCAGCCGGAGGUAAAUCCGGAUCAAAGUUAUGGGGCACUGAAACGGCCGAAAAAGAAUGUUGAUGCUGCACAUGCUGCUUCAGAAGAGAAGUCGCGGCUACACGACCCGUCAAAGCCAUCUGAGGAUUCAGAAGCGAAUGAAGCAAAUCCCGAGAGGCCUGGAACAUCUGCUGCUGAUUUCAACGAGCAAGAAGCGUCAGCUCCGGAAGUUGAAGUUCCUGAUCACAGCGAUGGAAGUGGAGACUGCGAUGUUACAACGCCAGAUAGCGAAACUAUAAAUCAAGUGGAGUCUGUCAAGCUGCGUUUUGUGGACCGAUCAGAAAACUUUAACAUUCCACAGCUUGAGAGGCUUUACACCCGAAUUAUGAAGGGCAUUUUUGAAAUCAAAGACACAGAAAGUAGAGAUGAUCCCAAGGCUUCAAUCUUGAGAUUUUUGGUCAAAUUCGUGGAGGAUGACUCAAAUUUCUAGGGGUUCCCUUUUUUUUUUUUUUUUUUUUUUUCAACUCUUAUUUUUCCUCCUUUCCUUGCUCUUCCCAGAGAGGGAAAAAAGAAAGAAAAAAAAAAAAUCCACCAGGUAGAGAAUGUAAAUCCGGGAUCUUUUUCAUUCUACUAAUUGAGUGAUAGUUUCUUUAG